AUGGGGACUCAGGGUCCCGGCAGGAAGAGGAUCCCGAACCGGGACAAGAAGACGGCCGAGGACGAGACUCUGAACCGGAUCGCACGAGAGGCGGAGGCGCGGCUGGCGGCGAAGCGAGCGGCGAGAGCUGAGGCCCGAGAAAUCAGGAUGAAGGAGCUGGAGCGACAGCAGAAGGAGCUCUUCCACAGUCACAAGAAGUAUUAUGGUCUGGAUAAUAAGUGGGGUCACAUUGAACAGUGGAUGGAGGAAAGUGAACGUUACUCUCGUCUCUCUCGGAGAAACCCUUCGGUGUCGGACGAUGAGGAGAAAAUGUCCGUCGGCAGCCGAGGAAGUUGUCGACCAUCGGAGCACAGCAUGUUACUUGGCUCCGCCUCUCGAGCCUCAUCCAGGACGAGUUCAGCUCGAGUGGAGGAGAAACCGGACAGAGACUUCCUGGACAAAGGUUCCAGGACGGCUUUGACUCUGUCAGCUUCCACGCUGGCGUCUCUGGGCGGAGCUUCAUCUCGAAGAGGAAGCUGUGAGACAUCGUUCUCUGUGGAGACGGAAGCGUCCAUCAGAGAAAUCAAGGACUCUCUGGCGGAGGCCGAGGAGCGUUACCGCCGAGCGAUGGUUUCCAACGCGCAGCUUCACAACGAGAAGGCGUCUCUGAUGUAUCAGGUGGAGACUCUGAGGGAGGAGCUAGGCGACAUGGAGGAGCAGCUGUGGGAGGAGCGACGCCACGGGGGCGACACCAAGAAGGAGUUGGAACUCGAGCAUCAGUCUCACAGUUUCCUUCAGUUCCAGUUUAAAGAGAUGAAAGAAACUUUGAGACAAACUGAAGAAAUGUUGACGGAAGUGUCAGAGCUGCGUCUGCAGAGCAACAGUUACUGUCGGGAAGUUUCUGACCUGCAGGAAGUUCUGCAGUGGAAACAGAAGAAGAUCGCGGCGUUAGAGAGAGAGAGAGAAAUCUCCGACAUCGUUCGAGUUGAACGCGAUCGACUCAGAGACGAAGCGACGCAGCUGCGAGGUUUACUAAAGAAACACGGUGUUGUGGUCUCGCCUGAACUCUCGUCCAAUGGGGAGACGGGACAGACUGAGGCUGAUGUCACCACCGACUCCGGCUUCCUAUUGGCUCAGGACCGGAGUCAUGGCAGCAGAGAGAGCAUGCUGGAACUUCGGCUGAAGAAAGAGUUUGAAGAGAGAGAGAGUUUACAGGAUCAGGUGAGACUGUUAAAGACUCAACUGGAUCAGAGACAGAAGAAGGACCCGGAGGACGAGACCCUGGAGAACGGGACGGACUCUCAUCUUCUGGACCUGCAGAGAGACGCGAACAGACAAAUAAGUGACGUCAAGUUCAAACUGGUGAAGACGGAACAGGAAGUCACCGCUCUGCAACAAAACAUCCUCCGUCUGGAGGGUCAGCUGACUCGCUGCAAGGCGGCGUCGGAGAACGCCGAGAAGACGGAAGACGAGCUGAAGGUGGAGAAGAGGAAACUGCAGCGAGAGCUGCGCUCGGCUCUGGACCGGGUCGAUGAGCUGGAGGCGAGUAACGCCCACCUCUCCAAACGCCUGGAGAAGAUGAAGGCCAACCGCAACGCCCUGCUGGCCCAGCAGUGACGCCCCCUGCUGGCAGAACUGUUGGUGCCAUGUUUUCAUAUCAAGAAG
Messenger RNA from Limanda limanda (common dab), 1644 nucleotides. It is a transcript of the gene lrrfip1b, whose product is annotated as leucine rich repeat (in FLII) interacting protein 1b. The record is from RefSeq and is a predicted model, not a curated record. Gene Ontology annotation, molecular function: DNA-binding transcription factor activity, RNA polymerase II-specific; RNA polymerase II cis-regulatory region sequence-specific DNA binding. The transcript is spliced from 19 exons. NCBI's taxonomy places the organism in Eukaryota, Metazoa, Chordata, Actinopteri, Pleuronectiformes, Pleuronectidae. Gene Ontology annotation, biological process: regulation of transcription by RNA polymerase II. Bases 1 to 1596 code for a protein of 531 amino acids.